AUGCAAGAAUCAACUGCGACCAAGAACUUAUUGAGGCAAUCCCAAACGACUACCCACCAAGGAACUUCCAAUACCUGGAUGGGAUACGACACUUCAUUAUCAGAAGAAAAGAAGAUGGAUACCCUGUGGCCAUCUUCAACAGUGAACGAGUCCGAGACCACAUUGAAAGAGACCCUCUUGGAUGGGAAACAGAAGGAAUGGAGGCCAACAUGGCAAUUGAUGAGUGGAACGCCCGUAACAGGAAUGGACCAAGAGACUAUUGGCUCUUCUACUUACCUUUCCUUACAGGACUCCUGUGGGGACACAAAAAGAUUGUCCGACAACAUGACGUCCGAUACGAACUUCGAGACCAUGAAAACAAACUUAGAUUCUCUUGUGACAUGGACGAUGUCCUCGAACACUGGAGCAACGUCCGAACCAGUCAAUGGUCACAUGAUGCACAACAACAUGUCGACGAGUUCCUGGAUUGUGCCCAAGGAGAAGGUGGGAAGACGACUACUUCCAAGCACUACAAGAAAGAAGUAG
Molecule: messenger RNA, 525 nt
Organism: Paraglomus brasilianum
Lineage: Eukaryota; Fungi; Glomeromycota; Glomeromycetes; Paraglomerales; Paraglomeraceae
Source: the annotation of a GenBank genome assembly